Anguilla rostrata (American eel) is the source of this 1883-nucleotide messenger RNA. It is a transcript of the gene calca, whose product is annotated as calcitonin/calcitonin-related polypeptide, alpha. The record is from RefSeq and is a predicted model, not a curated record. The transcript is spliced from 4 exons. Gene Ontology annotation, molecular function: calcitonin receptor binding; hormone activity. NCBI's taxonomy places the organism in Eukaryota, Metazoa, Chordata, Actinopteri, Anguilliformes, Anguillidae. The coding region runs from base 652 to 1059 and encodes 135 amino acids. Gene Ontology annotation, cellular component: extracellular region. Gene Ontology annotation, biological process: adenylate cyclase-activating G protein-coupled receptor signaling pathway; regulation of cytosolic calcium ion concentration.
UGUGAUAAGAUCCAUGUGAGGCAAGGAUUUGAUUUUCUCGCUACCAUGAGAUUGUAAGAGAGUGAGACUGUGCUGGCGGACGGACAGCGCGUGACAGUAAAUGUCCCAGGUGCAUUUUCCCAGGUCCUGUUUUCGCAGCAGUAGAGAUGCGGUGCGGAUGGGGAUUGAUGGAUUCUCACAGAGGGACAGAGGGACACCACGCUCUCUCUCUCUCUGAGAGCGGGCACCAGCUCAUUACGCUAAUGCACCGCGGCUUGGAGGAAAGCUGGCCAGGGCCACUAAUCUUGAUGAUAACCACUAAUACUACACACCCACCCCACCCCCCAUUAGUGUCAGUGGCUAUGCACAGGACCGCUCCGCUGUGGAAGGUCCAAGCAGGAUUUUCCCUCCGCGAGAAUAGGGAAACAGUGAGAAUAACUCAGACUCUUUAACCGUCAUUUUCGUGAGGGGCUUUUGAAGAGAGGAGUAAGGCACUUGGGACUGGAUGCGACAGGAGAUAGCGCUCACUAUAGCGCCUUUCAUAACCUCCCUAAAAGGAUCACCAGAGAAUGGCUGAAGUAGUGCGUCAGGCGUCCUCAAAGUCAGAGCCGAACGCAACACAUUUUCUGUGGAUUUCAGUUUUCAAGAGUCUGCAGACCAUAGCAGGGGACCAUGGUUAUGUUGAAGAUCUCUGCUUUCCUUGUUGCCUAUGCGCUGGUCAUUUGCCAGAUGUACAGCUCAAAUGCCGCACCCGCCAGACCCGGCUUAGAGACAACAGACCGCAUCACACUUACCGACUACGAGGCUCGGAGGUUACUGAACGCCAUAGUGAAAGAGUUUGUGCAAAUGACGGCGGAGGAAAUGGACCAACAAGCCGUCGAUGGAAAUAGCCUGGAUAGACCCUUGUCCAAGCGCUGCUCCAAUCUGAGCACGUGCGUGCUGGGCAAACUGUCGCAGGAGUUGCACAAAUUGCAAACUUACCCGCGCACCGACGUCGGCGCUGGCACGCCCGGCAAGAAGCGGAGCCUCGGGGAGCCCGGUCGCUAUGCAAGCUACGCGGAGUCGUUUGACACCGUCUAAAGCAGUCUGCCCCCACCUUCCCCAUCGUUUCUUCUUCUUCUUCUUUUUUUUUUCGUUCGAUGCAUGUGGAUCUUGCCUGCUUGAUUGACUUCUGAGAAAACCGUGAUUGCAUACCUCUCAUUUUUUCAGUUUAGUUUUUCUUUUUUCCCCUCCUCGAAUCCUCUUGUUUUCAGCAGAGAAUGAUAGCUGGAUCCUUUCAGACACUCCAAAUUAUUAUUUGAACAUCGAAAAGGAAAUUUUAUUCGCAUAUACCGAUUAUUUUUUAGGUGCAUGGUACGCACCCACCUUUAAAUAUCUUGAUGAUAUCAACAGUAAUAAAAAUAUACGAUUAAUACCAGUGAUAAUAAUAAUAAUACCAAUAAUAAAUGCUUCUCAUGCGUGACCAUGUUUCUUGUUGAAUAAACUUAUUUUUCUACCAGGAAAAUCUCUUUCCCCUCUUUUGUUCAAGUAUAUUAUACAUAUUGGAUCUCGAGAAUUGUUUUGCUCUUUACAUGCUCGAGUUAAGCUAUUUAAUGCAGCUGCCACUAUAAAAACUCAUUGCGUUACACAUUAACAUGACUGGUGCUACUUGAACUCGAAUAGCCCCUUUUGCUAUCAUGCCAAAGGCCUAUACUCACAGUUCUCAGGUAAGAUGUUUUACAGUAGGCUACGACCAAGUUGAUUAUUGUUCCGAUUUUAAAUCUGGAAAAUAAAAAAAAUUAUUAAAUGAUUGAAAUGGAUUGUAAUGGUUGUAUCGUUGCAAAUUCUUGUAUUAAAACCAUUCUGCAAUGUGCUGUCUGUUUGCUGUUUUAAUCUUGUGAGUACGAUAUCCCAAUAAACUCCCU